Molecule: messenger RNA, 1411 nt
Organism: Humulus lupulus (European hop)
Lineage: Eukaryota; Viridiplantae; Streptophyta; Magnoliopsida; Rosales; Cannabaceae
Product: flagellar radial spoke protein 5
Exons: 9
Coding region: 52-1200 (382 amino acids)
Source: RefSeq, a predicted model, not a curated record
CCUUGUUUUCCUCCUUAUCCACUCUUCCGCCAAGAGUUUGGUUAUCUGGCAAUGGCGACCACUGCCGUUCACCAUUUCCGACUAACCCACUCUGUCAGCUCCAUUCGCCCAUCUACUCGAACCAAACUCAGACCUAACUCGGUCAGAUGCUGUACCACCACCGGAACCGCCGAGGCGCAGCGGGUCACAGUGAAGAACGGCAAUGAUUCCUUGGAGAUAUGCCGAGUCCUCAACGGAAUGUGGCAGACGAGUGGCGGCUGGGGAAGAAUCGACCGAAACGACGCCGUCGACGCUAUGCUUCACUACGCCGACGCCGGUCUGUCCACCUUCGACAUGGCUGACCACUAUGGCCCAGCCGAAGAUUUAUAUGGCAUUUUUAUCAACCGGGUUCGUAGAGAGCGUCCACCAGAGCUCUUGGACAAGGUUAGAGGUCUUACGAAAUGGGUGCCGCCACCUGUUAAGAUGACCAGUAGUUAUGUAAGGGAAAACAUUGACCUCUCACGGAGGAGGAUGGAUGUCGCUUCAUUGGACAUGCUUCAGUUCCAUUGGUGGGAUUAUUCAAAUUCUGGAUAUCUUGAUGCUCUAAAACACCUUACAGAUUUGAAAGGAGAAGGUAAAAUUAAGACUGUUGCAUUGACAAAUUUCGACACGGAGACACUUCAAAUAAUUCUAGAGAAUGAUAUUCCUGUUGUUAGCAAUCAGGUGCAACACUCAAUUGUUGACAUGCGUCCUCAACAGAAAAUGGCAGAGCUCUGUCAGCUCACAGGAGUAAAGCUUAUAACGUACGGUACUGUAAUGGGUGGUCUAUUAUCUGAAAAGUUCUUAGACACCAACUUGUCGAUUCCAUUUGCUGGUCCUCCACUGAAUACACCCUCGCUCCAAAAGUAUAAAAGGAUGGUGGACGCUUGGGGAGGAUGGAGUUUGUUCCAGAGUUUGCUUCAGACCCUCAAAAGAGUCGCAGUUAAACAUGGGGUUUCAAUUCCAACUGUUGCAGUUAGAUACGUACUAGAUCAACCGGGUGUAGCAGGAUCAAUGAUAGGAGUUAGACUUGGUUUGGCAGAACACAUCAAAGACUCGAAUGCCAUAUUCUCUCUUUCUCUUGAUGAAGAAGAUGUAAACAAUAUACAAGAAGUUUUGCGAAAAGGUAAAGAUCUACUGAGAAUAAUUGGUGACUGUGGAGAUGAAUACAGGCGAGCCUGAAAUUCUUGAUCUUGUUACGUAAUGAACCACAUAAAAUUUUGUAUAUUUUCUCUUCUAUGACUUCUGUCUUGUUCAGAUCAAAUUGUACUUGUAAACGAUGGUGGUAAAGUAAAGUGGUAUGUGACAAGAAAAACAACAGCGAUAAAAACUAGAUAAAUGUAAAAAUUAGAGGCUUUUUUGCCAUUUCAAAGACCUUGCUUAUUAUGUAUUA